CACCGAAUAAAUAUUGCACCAUAUCGCACCGGCCACCGCCUCUAGUCCAGGCGGGUAUGUGUCUGUCCUUGUGGCCGAAUUGAAUCUGAAAAAGACGCUGUAAUGACUUGCCUCCCUUCUCCUGAGUUCCUCCACCUCCCACCAAUAUGAGAUCGGCGUCAGCUCUGAAGCCUGCGGCAGAUCCGAAGAUGGUCAUCAAUGCCUAUCGUCACCUGUACCGUCAAGGGUUAAAGGCAGUCAAUUAUUCCACUCCAGCGCGGCAUGUUCUUCAGAACACUCUGCGGUCUUCCUUUCGCUCAUCUUCACUGGAGGAAUUGAAUCCACAGCGCAUAGCCAAUACCCUCCGCUUCCUCCAGCGAGCUGCCGAUGUUGCAGGUCUGGAACACAAGAUUGUCAGAAAUCUGAUGGUGAUAAAAUACUGGGAGCAGCCUCACGUGAGGAAGGACUAUCGCAUGUAGGUUGUCAUGAGUUGGGGGAUUUGGGAUUUUCACUGUUCUAACCUCAACUCAGUCUGCGAGGAUUGGGACUCGAUCAAAAAGAUCCUGCUCUGAUGCAGGACGCGAUUCGACAGUUUAAUCUGACACUAUCACUCCUUAAUGAUAGCCUAGAAAUCUGCUUGAGGUAGUAGUCAUGCAAUCAAUAA
Aspergillus heteromorphus CBS 117.55 is the source of this 643-nucleotide messenger RNA. RefSeq names its product DUF1763-domain-containing protein. The record is from RefSeq and is a predicted model, not a curated record. NCBI's taxonomy places the organism in Eukaryota, Fungi, Ascomycota, Eurotiomycetes, Eurotiales, Aspergillaceae. Bases 147 to 458 code for a protein of 103 amino acids. The transcript has a single exon.